AGCUCCACCCGCAGAGGGGGAUCAAGCAGUAGUCGCAGCCAAGUUCCGGACAUACACCCCUCCGGUCUUCACUGGAGAGGAGGGCCCGUUGGCCGUAAGAGACUGGAUCCGUAAGAUGGAUUGUAUUUUUCGGAUGAUGGGCAUAUCCGACCAGCACAUGGUCGCUUGUGCAGAGUACCGCUCGGUUGAGGAGUACGAGCAGGAGUUCGCUCGUAAGAGUGCCUUUGCACGCCAUCUUGUGGACACCGACGACAAGAAGGCCUCCCGUUUCCGCAAUGGCCUGACCAGAGACCUUCGAGUGCUCGUAGCCAGCCAUGGCUAUUUGACUUAUGCUGAGACCGUCGAGCGGGCUCAGCAGAUUGAGGCAUCCCAGCUGCUAGACACUCCUGCACAGCCACUAGCUCAGGUGGCAUUACUAGCCAGACAGCCAGCUGCCAUCCAGCCAGCCCUGCCAGCUCCACCUCAGCUGGCGCAACACCGACACAAGAGGAAGUGGAGAGGUCGCGAUGAUAGGAGGAACCGUCGGCCAGGAGCCCCAGCUCAGGCCGCACCACCAGUUCCGCAGCCUCUAGCUAUUUGCGCUACUUGUCAGCGCGCCCACCGGGGAGA
Molecule: messenger RNA, 609 nt
Organism: Striga hermonthica
Lineage: Eukaryota; Viridiplantae; Streptophyta; Magnoliopsida; Lamiales; Orobanchaceae
Source: the annotation of a GenBank genome assembly